AUGAACCAUGGUGUGCUGCGAAUCGCCGGUCUUGCCGUCGUCACCUUUGUCGGUGUGCCGGCGAUCGCUGAAACCGACCCGGUCGACGCCGAAUUCUGCAUCGAGUGUGUGCAGGUACGGGUCGGGCCGCCCGUUGUCGUGCGAGGACCAUUCCCCGACGAACUCGAUGCGCCCUUCACCGCCUUGCGACUCGCAGACGGAUCGUUCCGCGGGUUCAGCGCGAACGGCUCGACCUAUGCCAUUGAAGGGGCCAGCCUCUUGGACCUGGAUGGCCCUCGCCGGGAGGUUCUGCGGGCGGGCAAUUCCGGGCAGGAGAGCGAGUGCGGACGCUGGCUGACCUCUGCGGUGCGGUCGGAGAACGCGGUUCUCGGCUUUGUGCACCAGGAAAGCAUUUGCGAUUAUGGCCCCCAGGGCCAGACCGACAAGACGAUGGCCAUCGCGACAUCGUCUGACGACGGGCUGACAUGGAUCGAUCUGGGCACAGUCAUCAGCGGACGGGAUUCGCCACGGCCGGGAACAACCUCCGGCGAGGGUGACUGCACAAUGGUCGACGGGACGGAUGGCUAUCUUUACGCCUACUGCCUGCGAAACUCCGACUGGCAGACAAUCGUUGCCCGGGCCCGGGCGACCGAACCGGCGGUGUGGCACAAAUUCUACCAGGGCGACUGGACUGAACCGGGACUGGACGGCGAGGCGACGGCUAUCGGCUUUUUGGGGCCGGGCGCAGGCUACCUUCAGCAACACGACCGGGUUGCCACCGUUACCAACGAUCCCUGGUUCGGCGGGGUGCGGUUGUCAUUUUCGGCCGACGGGGUUUCGUUCGUGGACCUUGAAGAGCCACUUAUCGCCGUUGACGGUUCUGACUGGAACCGCCCGGCCGACACCGAUCUGAUCGCCUAUGUCACCAUCUUGAACCCCGAAACCGGAAGCAACGCCGUCAAUGAUCGGUUCUUGCUGAGCUACGUCUAUGUGCCCCCCGGAAAGGGGUUCGAAAACCGCUAUCUUGUCCAUCACGAGGUGGCGCUGUCGAUCGAGACCGCGCCGGUUCCCGUUCAGUCCAGCCUGGCGCUGACCCGCUGGGCCGACCCCACCCAAGAGGCUUACCUCGCGUCCUCCGGGCCAUUGACGGGCGAGAGACUCGGGUACCGGCAAGACAGCAUUGUGGCCUAUUUGAUGACCCGCGCGCCCGACGGCGCGGCCAGCGUCAAGGUCGCCGAGUGUUCAAGAGAUUGGUCCGGGCAACUGGGCCAUCAGCUCGCCGAGGAUGACGGGUGUGGAAACGGCUAUGUCCGUCAGCGGACGGCGGGCUGGCUCUAUCGGGACGAGCAGCCGGGCACGGUGCCCGUCUAUCGCUGCAUCAGCGAAACAAGGAAUUUGAGACAUGUCACUUUCUCAACGCGCAACCUGGUCUUUCUGAUCGCCAUAUUGGCGAUGAACUACACGCUUAUGCGCCCCUCUCCCGUCGAUCUGCUGUUCAUCGGGUCGCUGCUGAUCACCCUCUUGUACCUGACGGUAUCUGAAACAACGGUGAUCACACGCAGAGCGAUCUAUCUGAUGCUGAUUUUGGGCGCGUGGGCGGUGUCCUAUUUCCUGGCCUCACUGCCUCAUCUUGGCGAGGAAUUCGUGGCCUUUGAGCUUUUGGCCAAGAGCUUUGCCAUAUCGAUUGGCUUUAUCGGUGGCGCCGUGUCGAUGAGUUGGGGUCGCCAAAACUUCGAGACCUUCAUCAAGAUCUAUGUCGUAUCGUGCGUGAUUGCCUCGAUACUGGGGACUAUCGGCUUUCUGAUACAACAUCCGUUGCUGACCUGGGACGGUCGCGCGAAGGGUUUGAUCGACGACCCCAACAUGUACGGGUCUUUCCUGAUCCCGGGCCUUAUUUUCUGCGCCUAUCUGAUACCGCGCGCUCGAAUCAGCAAAUGGCUUGUGCUUGGUGCCAUGGGCAUCAUCCUGCUUGGCAUCAUGCUCUCCUUCUCGCGCAUCGCGCUUGUCGCGGCGCUGCUUUGCCUGUUUGCCUACAUUUUCUUUGAGAACCGCAAGCGGCCGCGGCGGCUGAUCCUGAUCGUUGGCGGGUUUUUGCUCGCUGGCCUCACGCUCUUUUUGAUUGCCAGCCUCACCUCGGCCGAUUUCACGGAAAAGCUUCUGGACCGCCUGACCUUCGCCAAGGCCUACGACCUUGGAGAGGAUGGCAGAUACGGACGCUAUCUGCAGGUCUUGCCGAUGAUAAUUCAGGAUCCGAUCGGGGUUGGCGUGCUCCAGCUCGAGAAAAUCUUCCCCGAGCCCAUCCACAACAUCUGGUUGAGUUCGUUCGUCAACUAUGGUUGGGGCGGUGGCAUCGCCUGGGUCACGCUGGUCGUCGGAAGCUUCGUGGUGUCCAUACGCAACUAUCGGCGAACGCGCGAGCCGAUCGUUAUCGCCCUGUUGUGGUCGCUGAUCGGCGUUAUCCUGUGCGCCUCGCUGCACGAGGGCGAACACUGGCGCCAUAU
Messenger RNA from Symbiodinium necroappetens, 2480 nucleotides. The record is from the annotation of a GenBank genome assembly. Lineage: Eukaryota; Dinophyceae; Suessiales; Symbiodiniaceae.